CCUAGAAUCCUAGAGAUAUUUUAUGCGAUCAAGGAUUCAUCUUGUGCAAAUCGUACGGCAGCGACUGAUACUAACACACCUUUGUUUAUCAUUUUUCCAUGAAUAUGAUAGAACCGCCAGUUGAGGGACGAACACAGAAAACGUCAGAGGAGACAGAGAGAGAAAGUAGUGGUGGUGGGUAAUGGAAGAGAUUGAUGUACUUAGGGCACAAGCUAUUGCAUCCAUGUCUUCUUCGCCUGUAAACCCUAAAUCUAAUAAUUCCGAUAAAACACUACCACCUGAAACGGCGGCCAGAGAAGAAGGCGAAUUAGUCUCUUCUGAAGAUGAUGAUUUGAUAACUAGUUCUGCUGCACAGUCUGCUAGUUCAACUCCCAAGCUGGCUGAAGGCGAUACUGUUGUCAAGAGCUCGAGUACUCCAAGUUCUGCAAUGGGUAAAUGUGUUUCUUCUGUGGAAGUACCUGCUAGCUCUGUGGACAGACAGGUUAAACCGUCUGUAAAGAAGAACUUCAAACCUGGUUGUCACUACAAUCCUGGUUGGUCUAAGCCUCCAUUGCCUGACACUAACUUAGUGAUAAGAUUCUCAGAUAGCGAGAGUGAGAGCGAUUCUGAAGAAAACAAACCACAAAAACCUUUAGCAAAGAAAGAUAACAUAACUGGGGUUCAUACUUAUAAGAAACGGCCUACUUCACCACAUACAAAACCAGAAGUUUUGCAACGAACUUCGAGCAAUCAAUUAAAGAUGAUGCCUAAGAAGGUUUCUUCAAGUCACACAUUCAUAUCAUCAAUGACUAAAAUCAAUGGAGCCAACUCCAAGACCCCAGGAUCUUUUUCCACUGCGUUUCAAAGUCGAAGUUCUGGUCCUCUGAAUAAGACAUCAUCAACCCAAGAAGGCGAAUGUAGCCAAAGUGUGAGAUUGAACAAUAGUGAAGCAGAUAGCUUGCGCCAGCAGAUUGCAAUACGAGAAAAUCAAUUGAAGGUUCAGCUUAAAUCUGUCCAGCAAAGACAGGAAGGAGAUUCGGGUUUGUAUCACGAACAUAGUGGCCCAAGGCUAAAAGAUAAUGCAGCUGUACAGAGAAGACCAGCUUCUGUUAGCUUUUCUGAAUUUUCUCCCAGUGAACAGGCCAAGAAACGUUUGAAAACCGACAAUCCUAACUGUGGCAGGCUGGUUUCUGAUGGGGAACAAGAAAUACGAAGACCUGCCUCAGAGCCUACAUCCAAAUUGCCGAUGGUAUUGCGGGAAAAUAAUGGUGUCGGUGGUGAAGAUCUGGUAUGUAGUUCCAAAGAGAUUAAUGUAGGUAGAACAGAUAUAGUAGCAAACAGAUCGACACAAGCUCUCCAGCCUAGGAAUUUACAGGAAGUGAAAGAUUAUGAACCUUCUGUAUCUUUUAACGAAACCAUCUAUCCAGCUGUCCCAUUUUCUAAGAUGCCUAAUAAGCAAGGAAGUUGUAGCAUAGCUGGCAAUACCCCUAAUGACAGUAAUUCUGGUAACGGGACAGGGUUGCUUGAUUCUUCUGUGCCAUUGAGGAGAGUAUCACAGUUUGCACUGAUGACAUCAGGAAUACAUGACGGUGCCGUGUCUUUGCGCAAGAUGCUUUCCCCAGAGAAAUCAGCCACCAAAAGUUCUAAUCAUCCUAGGGAUUCUUGGGAUCCUCAUUCAUCUACUUCUCAGCAGAAGAAUGCACCACACGAGCAUUUGCGCACGCAGAGCAUUGAACACAACCAGGUGUCACAUGGUGAUAGAGUACUUAAGCUGUCAUGCGAUUCUAUAUUUGAUAAAGUUGCAGAUGCUUAUGCAACACCGAUCAAUACAAGGCCCCUGAAUUCUCUGGAACGCGGAAACCUCUUGGUAGACAAUACCAUGGAUGUACAGACUUUAGCCAAAAUGGAAGAAAUUCAAGACAAAGAGUUGGAAGAAGCACAGGAGCACAGGAGGAUGUGUGAGGUUGAAGAAAGGAAGGCACUUAAAGCUUAUCGUAAAGCGCAGAGUGCUUUGGUUGAGGCUAACACUAGAUGCCAAAAUCUCUUUCGAAGAAGAGACAGUAUUUCUGCUGAACUUCAAGGUUGUAUAAUAGAGGAGUCCAGUUCUUCAUGGUCGUCAAGGUGUCGUAACCAUCUGGAUACUAGGUGUAAUUUAGUUGAUAAUUUUCGAGGGACUGAAUUGGGCCAGUUUCCUCCUUUAAGUAACCGAAAGCAGAAACAAUUGGAGGGGUCAAAUCAGCUGGGCUCUGAUAACAUUCAGGGAAAGGAUGGUGCUCUUCUCCCUUCAUAUCAACACAACGGUACACUCAGCUUAGUUUCUCAACCGUGCAUGGUGCCUCAUGCGGAUGAAGAUAAAGAUGCAGUAACAACCGAUUUUAGAAAUUUUCAGUCGAGGCUAUCAUGCGGAAAUGAGAGAAGUGUUGGAAUGGCGGAGGUGGAACGUAGAGACAAUCCAGAAAAGAAAUCUUCUGCUAGUGAUCCUCAAGAUUAUGCACUUCUUGAAGCCUCUCUGAGGACUGAACUUUUUUCCCGGCUAGGAUCAAAAACUGUAUCGAGGAGCAGUGAUUUGCACUGCGGUGCUGAAGGCUCUGUUAGCAAAGGAAUGGAGUGUCUUGCUGAGAAUAAAUCUCUGUCAGGUUUGGUUAACCAGCCACUUGUGGAGGAUGAGCAAAAUCUUAUUUUAGACCGUGGAGGUAGUACUAAGGGACUGGGAGAAAACAUCAUCCACAGAACUAGUGAAGUCACAAAACAGUGUCUUGGUGAUAUGUUUUCUGAUCUUCAAUCACGUGCGUUUGUUGCUCCUGGUGAUUGCAGUAUGGCUCCAACAGAAGCUUGCAGGCGAGCUGUUGCUGGCCCCGACAUGCCUUCCUCAGCUCUUAGGACUGCAUUUAAUCAUUUGAAGAAUACAGCUUCAAUAGGUUCCAUAGGAUUCCAGACGAGAAAUAAACAAAAAUCCAUGUCUGAAACUUCUGGCGAAGCAUUUGAUCUGCGUGACACUUCUGGAGCACAUUUCAUAGAGGACAUCACCAAAGGUACUGAUAUGCAAGGAUUCGGUUCGUAUGUUUGUGGUCCUUCGGUGGAUCCAUUUUGGCCACUUUGUAUGUUUGAGCUCCGAGGAAAAUGUAACAAUGAGAAAUGUCCUUGGCAACAUGUUAAGGACUUCGGGAAAAAUGUAAAGCAGGAUGGUGAUUCUGAACGUGCUGAUUGCGAGGUUGGAAUGUCAUCAGACCUUGGAGAAUUCAAUGGUCGACCCAAGCGUUCUCAGCUUAUGUCAGCUCCACCAAUUUAUAUAGUUAGCUCAGAUGUUCUCGGAGCGCAACGUACAUCUAGAUCUGUGCUGGCUCAGAGUAUGGGCCAGUCCUGUCUAAACCGUUUUAGCACUUCCUUGAUAGUCAACUCUCCCAGUUGGAAAUAUCUGCUAGCAGAUGCACCUUUUCUGCAUGUUACUGUUGGUCGUAUUGAAGGACAAGGGAGCUGGGACAGGCAGUCUUUGUAUCUAAAGACUCAAGACAGUGCAAUGAAGCAACACAAACAAGGUUUGGCUGAUCCUGAACAAUCCUUGGAGCUGGCGAUUGUUCUUUUCAGUGAGGAUGUGAGUAGACGAGAGGGGAAGAAAAAGGCUCUAGCUGUGCUGUCACGUGCGCUCGAGGCUGAUCCUACGUCUGUGGUCCUAUGGAUGGUUUAUCUGCACAUGUACUACAGGAAUGAGAAGGUUAUAGGAUCUGGGAAGGAUGAUAUGUUUCUUCAUGCGAUCCAGAAAAAUGAAGAUUCUUACGAGCUCUGGCUUAUGUACAUCAAUAGCCGGAUACAUGUGGAGGAUCGUCUGGUUGCUUAUGACACUGCACUCGGGGCACUCUGUAGAUUUGCAUCUUCCGAUGACUGUGAUAAGAUGCAUAUUAGUGCAUGCAUCUUGGACCUGUUUUUGCAGAUGAUGGAAUUCUUGUGCAUGUCUGAGGAUGAUAUUGGGAAGGCUGUCCAAAGAAUAUACGGACUCCUCCCAACUGAAACAGGCAUUUCUGACUGGGGUUCAAUGUCUCUCUCAAAUAUCCUUCCAUUGUUAUCUGUAUCUGACAAAAGUAUAUUCUGGGUUUGUUGUGUCUACUUGGUGAUGUACAGGAAACUGCCAGAUUCAGUGUUACAGCAAUUUGAGUUUGAAAAAGAACUCCAAUUACCAAUAGAAUGGCCUUCUCCAGUCCAUUUAACAGCUGAUGACAAGUGUCGAGUUCUAAAAUUGAUGGAAGUGGGUAUAGAUUCAGUUGGUCAUGAUAUUAACAGUUACUCACAUGAAAGUGAAAACAAUUACAAAUAUGCACAUUUGCUAGCUGUUUAUCAUGCUCAGUGUGUAGAAGUCCUCGAGGACUCGGAAUGCAGCAAGAACUUGGUGAAGGGAUACAUUGAACUGCACCCAACUUGCUUGGAUUUUGUACUGACAUUGGCUCGUUUAAAUAACAAAUUUGCUGGCGAUUUGGGAUAUGAAGGGUUUGAAAAAGCAUUGCAUAGUUGGCCUAAGGAUGUUCCUGGAAUCCAGUGCAUUUGGAACCAGUAUGCUCAAUAUGCUCUGGAAAAGGGGGAAAUUAAAUUCACAGAGGUGCUAAUGGUCCGCUGGUUUGAGGAUAGCUGGAAAGUUUCUAGUCUUCAAGCGGAAGAGCCAGAUGGUUGCGUUUCUUAUCCUAAAUCAAAGGACGAGUUGUUUGGAUUGCUUAAUUUAGCGCUCCAUAAAGUGUUGCAGAAAGAUCUGGUUGAGGCACGCCGUACGAUUGAUAAAGCUUUAAAGAUAGCUUCUCCGGAGUAUUUUAAGCACUGCGUGAGUGAACAUGCUGUGUUUGUUCUUUCUAACAGGUUGGAAUCAAUUAACAGGUUGGAAUCAAUUGAAGACGGUGCCUUUGCAAGUGGUGGAAUGUUGGGCCUUUUAAAUGUUUAUUUAUGUGAUUCCCGGUUUUCACCUGUCUCUGAGCCUUUGUCCAGGAAAUUCUGCCAAUAUAUUAGAAAGCCAAGAACUCGGCAACUUGUCAAUUGUAUGCUAGGUUCAGUUUCACGCGAUUGUUCGCUUUUAAAUACGAUUCUGAAAGCAUGGUAUGGACCUUCGCUUUUGCCGAAAGAGUUUGGCGAGCUUAAAGAUCUUGUCGAUCAUGUUGAGGUACUAAUGGAAAUUUUCCCUGCCAACUAUCGUUUAGCAUUGUCAGCGUGUGAGUUGAUUAUUCAGCAUCAUAAUUUCAGUAAGGGUGUCGCCUUUGCUAGUGCUGCAUUCUGGGCAAGCUCUCUUGUGGUUAAUGCCCUAUGUCAGUCGAAUCCGUUAGCACCAGAGAAAUCAUGGGUAGAAGCUUGUGGUGUUCUGAGUAGCCUAGGGGAACUUCAUGGCAUCUCUGAGAGAUUUCACCAGCAGGCUGUAUCAAUUUAUCCCUUUUCAGUUAAGCUCUGGAAAUCAUACUUAGACUUCUCUAAGGUUACAGGAAACAUGGGCGUUGUUAUUGAUGCUGCAAGGAGGGGUGUCAAUUUAGAAUGAGUUUCUUAAAUCAGAUUUUUCUUUUUUUUUGGUAUGUUAGAAAGAACAUUGGAGGUGCAUAAAGAGGACCUGGUGCUGGAAAAAUAUUUGGGACCUAAAGUAGGAUUAAGAACAGAUACAUAUAUACAUAGAGGAAAACAGUAGGGGGCCAUCCUAUACUCCGAGCUGGAGAUUUUCGCUUCUUUCUGAUGGAAAGCUGUUUGGAUGUAAUAACGGUGGCCAGUUUUGCAGUUGAAGCUAACUAGGAGGGCACAUUAUAUGUAUAGAGUGAAGGAUUAACUUGCAGCUAGCUCAGUGUUGGUUGCUCCCACAGCGUACAGAACUUCUUGAGGGGGUAAGAUAGUGCUGUUAUACUGGAGGUAUAUGCACACUUUUGGUUUCUUUUGUUGCUAUCUGUUGGUUGUUUUUUCUCCUUUCCUUUUGUAGGUUCACUAAGUGCGAGUGUUGUUUUAGAUAUAUAUUGAUACAAACUCAGCUCUAAACUUAAUGGUUAGCCGAGAGAUUUUGUACCUCACGGUAUAAAUAAAUUAAAGAAGAAAUUAUAUUUUGAAUCUC
This is a messenger RNA of Papaver somniferum (opium poppy), 6037 nucleotides long. RefSeq lists its product as uncharacterized. The transcript has 11 exons. Gene Ontology annotation, molecular function: metal ion binding; protein binding. Lineage: Eukaryota; Viridiplantae; Streptophyta; Magnoliopsida; Ranunculales; Papaveraceae. The record is from RefSeq and is a predicted model, not a curated record. Bases 182 to 5482 code for a protein of 1766 amino acids. Gene Ontology annotation, cellular component: exosome (RNase complex); nucleus.